This is a messenger RNA of Symbiodinium natans, 213 nucleotides long. Lineage: Eukaryota; Dinophyceae; Suessiales; Symbiodiniaceae. The record is from the annotation of a GenBank genome assembly.
AUGCGACGAAUAGCUGAUGAGUGCAACGCGAAGGUCCGCUUGCGUGGCAUUGGCAGCGGAUUUCUGGAAGGCUCUGAUGGCACAGAGGCCAACAUGCCCCUACAGCUCAAUGUGAGCUGUACGGAGUACCCAGACUAUGUCGGAAAGCCCAGCAUGAGUGCAAGCACGGGAACUCACAUGGCAAGCUGCGCACUUGGCGUGAACGUGUUCUGA